Molecule: messenger RNA, 1578 nt
Organism: Lasiosphaeria miniovina
Lineage: Eukaryota; Fungi; Ascomycota; Sordariomycetes; Sordariales; Lasiosphaeriaceae
Exons: 1
Coding region: 1-1578 (525 amino acids)
Source: RefSeq, a predicted model, not a curated record
AUGCCAGGCGCGAUUGCCCGGCCCGCGCGGCCAGCUCGUGGAAAGCUGGCCGCCUCCAAGCUCCCCGCAGCAGGCAUCGCCAAGUUCACCCGCGUCUCAAAGGCCCAGAACGUCGGGAAGGAGCCCGGUGAUAAGGGAGCCUCGCUCGAGACUCGACGCACAUCCUCAAUCGAGAUUGUCUUGUCGACAAGGAAGAGGAAGGUGGACAAUGACUUCGAGCUGGUGCCUUCCAUCACGAACAAAGCUCCCAAGCGACCCCGCCAAGAGGCCGAGUCGACGCCAGUCGUGUCUGCCACUUUGUUACCACGCAAGAGGAAGACGGUGACAUUUGCGGAGCCCGAAGCCGUCACCAGCUCGCCAGUUCACCACACCCCUACACGCACACCCUCGUCGAGCAGGAAGCGCCAUUUCCAGCCAGACGAGCCUGCUCAGCUCACGCCACCCGACAGCGACUCCUCAGAAGCCGAGGCUCUAUUCGAGCGCCUGAACCUGCAAGCCUCGCCCUCUCGCAAGCGGACCAAGACCUGCGUAGCCCAGAGCGACGGGCCCGAUGGCAACCUCAGCCUGCCGCGAGAGCUCCUCGACCUCGUCGACCUCCAGGCGGCGUUCCUCAAGACGCUCAGCAUGCAGUACGCGCACAACAGCAGCAACUCGCCCAUCGACCUGCGCACGCUCUGCCCAUCGGCCACGCAGGCCUGGGGCAAGCGCAAGGUGACGGCCGACGACAUCCGCAUCUGCGUCGGCGUCAUGACGUGGCCCCCAGCAGUGGGCAAGCGGACAACAACAACCACAACACAACAACUCCCCUUCUUCCUCUCCGACUACGGCCGCGGCAAGAUCUGCGUCGAGUUCCACGCCGACGCCGAGCGCGGCCCGCUGCGCGAGGCGGCGCUCAACGCCAUGUUCGAGGCCGGCCUGCGGGCGCUGUGGCAGCAAAGCCGCGGCCGCGGCCAAGCGACGCAGCUAUUCCUGGCCACGCUGCCCAAGGCCGCCGUCAAGACGUGCGCGUCGGUCGCCAAGGCCGCGCCCAUGCUCGCCCGCGGCCAGCGCACGCUCGAGGAGCUCAAGAACGGCGUCGUCCGCAAGCUGCAGGAGAAGCAGGACAAGCUGCAGGCGCGGCAGCAGGCCACCACCACCACUACAGCAGCAAUCCCCGCCCUCCUCAACCCCGACGGCACCAAGAUGACACUCCUCGACCGCAUCCGGCGCAAGGAGCAAGCGGCCGCACAGAGCGGACAGACGGCACCCACAGCCGCACAACUGCAGCGCGAAGCGGCGCUACACCGCGUGGACGAAGUAGCCGGCGUGGUCGGCAUGCUGUGCACGGCGACAGGCGGCCACGGCCAGGCGCGCAUCUCGUUCACGCUGGCGGCGGUGCUGAUCAAGCUCAACGACUCGCUGCGCAACGCCAUCUCGCAGGAAGACGGCGCCGCGUGCGUGCGGCUCCUGGCCUCUGAGAUCGCGCCCCAGUGGCUGCGUAUUGUCACGGUCGGCGGCAGGGAGAACGUGGUCGUGCAGACGGGGUUCCAGCCUAGCAGGGCUCAGGUGCAGGAGCGUGUCAGGGCCCUUUUGGGGUAA